AUGGUGCCCCCAGGCAAUAGGGGAUCAUGGGGCCCCUGUGUCCUUGCCCAAACUCAAAAACGCCUAUGAAAAAGUCUUAGAAAAGCUAAAAAAAAUGAACAAUACAUAGGUCUAAAGUGAAAGGCAGAAGAGCUAUGCAUGGAGGAAGUAGGGGCGAGCCAGGGGCGGACUGACAACUCAUGGGGCCCCUGGGCAAUAGGGGAUCAUAGGGCCCCUGUGUCCUUGCCCAAACUCAAAAAAGCCUAUGAAAAAGGUACCAGGGGCAUCUCAUGGGGCCCCCUACUGACCCCGGGCCCUCGGGCAGUGCCUGAGUUUCCAAAUGGUCAGUCCACCCCU
Molecule: messenger RNA, 336 nt
Organism: Staurois parvus
Lineage: Eukaryota; Metazoa; Chordata; Amphibia; Anura; Ranidae
Source: the annotation of a GenBank genome assembly